AGGCGGGUCCUUUGGUUUCCGAGUUUGAGUUUUUCGUCGACAUUCAGUUGUGAGAAGUGACAAACAAAUGCAACAUGCGUUAAAGAAUACGCGUGUGUUUAUUUCUGUUCGCCAGUUUAAUUUUUUGUUAUUUCGUUGUUCUUAAAAAAAUGAUAAGCCGAAACGUGGAAUUUCUUGGCUGUGGAAGAAGGGCUUAACAAGAGCCUCACAGAUUAAUAAAUCCGCAGCAGGGCAGAAUGGUAGGUUACUAUCGAACGGAACAGAUCUCGAAUAUCACGAUGUCGGUUAGCAACGAAGUAUCGACUGUGGAGACACUAAAUACAGUGAAAAGUGUCGUGUGCAGCCCGGAUUUAACCGCGUACACAUCACCGACGUGCGGUGCCGAGACUCUGUCGGCAAAUGUCGAAGACAAGCCAUACCAGUGCUUGCUGUGCCAAAAAACCUUCAAUCAGAAGAGUCUAUAUCAGAGCCAUCUGCGCUCUCAUGGUAAGGAAGGAGAAGAUCCUUACCGAUGUAACAUUUGCGGGAAAACUUUUGCGGUACCUGCUCGACUGACUAGACAUUAUCGUACGCACACGGGUGAAAAACCAUACCAAUGCGAGUACUGCAGUAAAUCGUUUUCCGUAAAAGAGAAUUUAAGUGUGCACCGGCGUAUUCAUACAAAAGAGCGACCUUAUAAGUGUGACGUGUGCGAACGUGCAUUUGAACAUAGUGGCAAACUGCAUCGUCAUAUGCGGAUUCAUACCGGGGAACGGCCGCAUAAGUGUACUGUCUGUUCAAAAACGUUCAUUCAAAGCGGACAGUUGGUAAUCCACAUGCGUACACAUACCGGGGAAAAACCAUACGUUUGCAAAGCCUGCGGAAAGGGAUUCACUUGCUCCAAGCAAUUAAAAGUACAUACACGUACGCAUACAGGAGAAAAACCUUAUACUUGUGACAUUUGUGGCAAAUCCUUUGGUUAUAAUCACGUGCUAAAAUUACAUCAGGUUGCCCAUUAUGGCGAAAAGGUUUACAAGUGUACUCUUUGUCAUGAGACUUUUGGUUCCAAGAAAACAAUGGAAUUGCACAUCAAAACUCAUUCAGAUUCAUCAGUCACUGGUUCUCCUCGGGACUCACCAAUUGAGCCAGAUAUUGAGAUCUCCCAGGCAAACAGUGUGAGCACUAUUAGUGACAAGGAGAACCACAAGACUGAAGAGCAAAACGAUGACGUUGCUACUUACAAUGACACUUCACAGGAUUUUCCAUACUAUAUGUAUUCCAGAGAGCAGUAUUCACAACCACUUCUGGUGCCUAGUAAAGAUAGAGUUUUUCAAACGACACCUGUGGUCUGUAUGGAACAGCCUCACUUAUUUUUGUACCCAGAAGUUUCUCCGACAUAUACCAGCUUUGGAAUUCAAACUAACAACUUUGUCAGUGACUGUUCAUCUCUUCUCAAUUUACCAGGAAAUGAUGCUCGAAGAAGAGUUGAGGCUGCACUUGAAGCGGUUGAAGAAGAAAGACAGAGAGAGUAUGCAAUCAGGGUUGAAAGAGAACCCAUUCUAACUCCUCCAAGUAGCAAUCCUGUGAGUCCUGUACCUUCGCCAGAUCCUCUUGAUUUGGCCAUUCCUGUAAGAGAAACAUUAAUUCUGCCUCCAAGAAAGCGUUGCAAAAUGAUCUUGGAGUCAAUGGAAAGUGAAAGGAAUGGUCUUAUUGCUUCACAGAGGCAGAACUCUGUUAUUCAAUUUGCAAAAGCUUCAUAGUGCAGAGUUUGGAAGAAAUUUAUGGUGAACCAGUGAGACAUAAUCCAAGUUUUGUGAAAAAGUAUAAAGGAUUUAGAUGCAUCUGUAGAACAGCG
Molecule: messenger RNA, 1834 nt
Organism: Habropoda laboriosa
Lineage: Eukaryota; Metazoa; Arthropoda; Insecta; Hymenoptera; Apidae
Gene: Kr-h1
Product: zinc finger protein 883-like
Exons: 3
Coding region: 237-1739 (500 amino acids)
Biological process (GO): regulation of transcription by RNA polymerase II
Molecular function (GO): RNA polymerase II cis-regulatory region sequence-specific DNA binding; DNA-binding transcription factor activity, RNA polymerase II-specific
Source: RefSeq, a predicted model, not a curated record